AAAAAAACGUUUGUUUGUUUGUUUCUUUCCAAAAAAAAAACAAUAAGAACAAAAGUUCAACAGCUUCGGUUUCAGGUAAAUCAUGGUAUUUUAUUUAUGAGAAAGGGACUAACGAAAAAUCAAGAACACAAAAACAAGAAGAUGGAUGAUAACAAAAACAUCAUCAAAGCCCUAGCUCGGUGGUGUCUUGUUCUGCAAGCCAUCAUGGUAUCUUCCAACACCGUGGCUCUCAAGGAACCAGACUACGUAAACAUGAACAUAACAAUACGUAAUGCAAUGACCGGGCUGCUCCGCCCGGAAGUCGUCUAUCGGUGCCAGUCCAGACGCAAAGAUUAUGGUUGGCAUCGAUCUACAAAACCAGGAACUCAGUUUUCAUUUCCAAUCAUUCUCAUUAAAGGCGAAAGCAAGAUACCGGCGAUUCACAUCUGCCGUUUCCGGUCCGCUUUAGGAACCGCCACACUCGUGAUAGAAAACACUUAUCUCGACGCCGAGAUGUGUCCUAAAUCUUCAUGUGCUCAUGAAGCGACACCGAAAGGGAUCUUGUUUAGAGGCCUUGAAUGGGAUUUCAAAACCGUGUUUCCAAAGCUCAAACCAGUUGAGUAUCUAGAAUUGCCGUGGACACCUUGGCCAAACAGAAUAUGAAUUUUUCAUCAUAUUUUUUUUCUUUCCUUUUGUAUUC
This is a messenger RNA of Brassica napus (rape), 679 nucleotides long. RefSeq lists its product as uncharacterized. The record is from RefSeq and is a predicted model, not a curated record. The transcript has a single exon. Lineage: Eukaryota; Viridiplantae; Streptophyta; Magnoliopsida; Brassicales; Brassicaceae. Bases 97 to 642 code for a protein of 181 amino acids.